Aureobasidium uvarum is the source of this 1251-nucleotide messenger RNA. The record is from the annotation of a GenBank genome assembly. NCBI's taxonomy places the organism in Eukaryota, Fungi, Ascomycota, Dothideomycetes, Dothideales, Saccotheciaceae.
AUGGCCAACAAUUUUAUGAUGAAGCUUCUUUUGCUUUUCUUUGGGUACUUGAACUUUUAUGGUGCCGUCGCACAAAUCUCCAAGAAGUCUGAUGUUGCUUCUUCAGCUGUUCAGCCUGGCAGAUAUCAGGCUAGCACUCUUCUUACCUCCAUCAUCAACAAAGCCGACAUAAAUCUACACGAGGUCGACACUCCUAACGCUCAGACCGAAUUUGAUGCCAAUUACAAUGACCUUGCCGACAUGAACGAUAACGAAGUCCUGACCGACACUGAAGAUAACGACGACGACGACGACGACGACGACGACGACGACGAACAACAUCCUAGUGUCCUCGCCGAUGUCAACAACCCCAACUCUGCCAACUUCGCCAUGAGCAGCGCCGAUAAUCAGUUCAAGGGGGGCAAGGGAGUCCGUGCCAGGCUGGUCCGCUACAAAAAGGCCGACUGCGAGAAGAAGAGGACAGGAAAAGGCAAAAGAAUGAGAGAGAGCAAAUGCCACACCUUGCACAGAAAACACUUCAACUCCUACGAGUUCAUCCUGCGCGAAUCGAAAAAAGGCAAGAAGGACAAGGAUGAUGAUGAAUCUGAAGACGACUCAUCCAAGGGAUGCAGAGUGGUCAUCUAUCACGACGGCAAGUGUACGGACGAAGCUUCCAGCGCCAAUGAGGAAUCAUGUACAGACAUCGGCGAUGAAGAUGGUGACGACAAGGAGGACAAGGAUGACAAGGACGACAAAAAAUUGCACGCCAGGGACUUGAUGAGCGAGAGGCCAAAGUACAAGAGUGCAAAGUUCCUCUGCGAUGGAGUCAACGCUGGGGAUCCCACAUCGACCGAGUCCGAAAGCGAUUACUAUUCUACUACCUCGCUCUACUCAGACCGAUAUGCCGACCCUACUGGUUCGUCGUCAAAGGCCUUCACCCUACCAUCCAAGACUGCCACUCCUCUGUCGUCAAAGUCUGAAUCCGGAGAGCCGACUACCACCGAUGCACCAGACCCGGAUGAUGACGAACAAGACCCUGACGACGAUGACGAUGAAGAAGACGACGACGAUGUCGAUGAUGAUGAUGAUGGCAAGGAAGACAGUCCCAAGCCAAAGACUACCAAGACCAUUAAGACAAAGAAGCACAAGACCAAGUCCCACAAGUCCAAGAAGACCAAGUCAAAGAAGCAUCACUCAAAGACACAGAGCAUCGUUACCACCACCGAGGCAGUACCGACCACAAGCGAUGGUCCGGACACAGAGUGGUCUUGA